This is a messenger RNA of Sceloporus undulatus (fence lizard), 6850 nucleotides long. RefSeq names its product potassium voltage-gated channel subfamily B member 1 (gene KCNB1). NCBI's taxonomy places the organism in Eukaryota, Metazoa, Chordata, Lepidosauria, Squamata, Phrynosomatidae. Gene Ontology annotation, biological process: protein homooligomerization; potassium ion transmembrane transport. Gene Ontology annotation, molecular function: delayed rectifier potassium channel activity; protein binding. The record is from RefSeq and is a predicted model, not a curated record. Gene Ontology annotation, cellular component: membrane; voltage-gated potassium channel complex. The transcript is spliced from 3 exons. The coding region runs from base 764 to 3361 and encodes 865 amino acids.
ACUCUGCCUGUAAUGCUGCAUCCGGGCGGGAGGUGGCGCUCUUCCCUUCCCUCCUCCUUCGAUUUCCAGUUGGCUUUCCAGCCUUUUCUCAUCAAACCCCGGUACAGAAUUGCAGGGAAAAGAAAGCCAGAGCCUCAGACUGGACUUGUUGAUCACGAAGAAGCAGCAGCAGCAAAAAGGGAGAGAGCAAAGCAAGCAAGCAAGGAACCGACCAAGAAAAGCAGGAAGCAUUUUCCUCUCUCUCUCUCUCUGCUCCCUCUUUUCAUACCAACUGGAUCCGGGGACCAUUUUAGAUCAUCUGAUCUGAAGGUGGGCCUUGGAAAAAAAGGAGAAGAAGCAGAAGAAGAAAGAGGAUCCAGAGGGCUUUCCAUGCGAGCCCCCCUUGGAGGAGCUGCUGGCACGAUGGCUUCCUGAUAAACCUGGCAUCCUGGACCGAUUGCCAAUUGCCUCCCCUCCUGGACCACUUUGGGAUUGGGUGCCUGGAAGGAGAGGGGGGGUCCUUCUUCUCCAGCGCCCCCCCCCCAACGACCCUCCCUCCGACGCCUUUUGCAAGGAAGGAGGCAUGUCAGUUGCCUGCGCCUGGUUGCUGAGCUCCCUGCCUCUCGCCUGGAGCAGGAUGUAGGAAGAGCCGAGGGUCCCUUUAGGCUUCCUUUCUGACCCAAGAAGCAUGGAGGAGAAAGAGAACAGAUGAACAGAUCUUGCCCAGAACUGUGAGUAUCCUGGGAGUUGUCAUCACCCUGUUCCAGCCUUAUCGAGAGGAGCAAUGCCUACGGGAAUGAACAAGAAUGGAUCACGAUCGACUACCUCUUUGCCUCCAGAUCCCAUGGAGAUUGUUAGGAGCAAGGCCUGCUCCAGGAGAGUCAAGCUUAAUGUGGGUGGCUUGGCUCAUGAGGUUUUAUGGAGAACCUUGGACAGGCUUCCACGGACAAAGCUGGGUAAGCUCAGAGACUGCAACACCCAUGAAUCCUUGAUGGAUGUAUGUGAUGACUACAACUUAGAGGAGAAUGAGUAUUUCUUUGAUAGGCAUCCAGGGGCAUUUACUUCUAUCUUGAACUUUUACCGCACGGGCAAGCUACACAUGAUGGAGGAGAUGUGUGCUUUGUCCUUCAGCCAAGAACUGGACUACUGGGGGAUUGAUGAGAUCUAUCUGGAGUCCUGUUGUCAGGCAAGGUACCACCAGAAGAAGGAACAGAUGAACGAGGAGCUCAAGAGAGAAGCGGAAACAAUGCGGGAGAGAGAAGGAGAAGAAUUUGAUAAUACCUGCUGUGCUGAAAAGAGGAAAAAACUCUGGGACCUGCUGGAGAAGCCCAAUUCUUCGGUAGCGGCCAAGAUUUUGGCUAUUAUUUCCAUCAUGUUCAUCGUCCUCUCUACUAUUGCCUUGUCACUCAACACACUUCCUGAACUCCAAGGUGAAGAUGAAUUUGGACAUCCCACGGAUAAUUCUCAACUAGCCCAUGUGGAGGCAGUGUGCAUUGCAUGGUUUACAAUGGAGUACCUCUUGCGGUUCCUUUCCUCUCCUAAGAAAUGGAAGUUUUUCAAAGGUCCAUUGAAUGCUAUUGACUUACUAGCCAUCUUGCCCUACUAUGUCACCAUCUUCCUCACUGAGUCAAACAAAAGUGUACUUCAGUUCCAGAAUGUGCGGAGAGUGGUUCAGAUAUUUCGUAUCAUGAGGAUACUACGAAUUCUAAAACUAGCCAGGCACUCCACUGGUUUGCAGUCCCUGGGAUUUACACUGAGGAGAAGUUACAAUGAACUGGGAUUACUCAUUUUGUUUUUGGCCAUGGGCAUUAUGAUCUUUUCAAGCUUAGUGUUUUUUGCAGAAAAAGAUGAGGAAGAUACAAAAUUCAAGAGCAUCCCAGCAUCCUUCUGGUGGGCAACAAUAACUAUGACAACAGUUGGCUAUGGAGACAUCUACCCUAAAACACUCUUAGGUAAGAUUGUUGGUGGGUUGUGCUGUAUUGCUGGGGUCUUGGUUAUUGCUCUCCCUAUUCCAAUCAUUGUAAAUAACUUUUCUGAGUUCUACAAAGAACAGAAGAGGCAGGAAAAAGCCAUCAAACGCAGAGAAGCUCUUGAAAGAGCAAAAAGAAAUGGGAGCAUUGUAUCCAUGAAUAUGAAAGAUGCUUUUGCCCGUAGUAUAGAACUAAUGGACAUAGUUGUUGAGAAAAAGGAAGAAGAUGCAGGGAAAAAGGAUAAUGUUCAAGACAAUCAUUUAUCCCCAAGCAGGUGGAAAUGGGCCAAGAGAUCACUCUCUGAAACUAGCUCUAACAAAUCUUUAGAGACAAAGGAACAGGGAUCACCAGAAAAGGCUCGGUGUUCUUCCAGUCCUCAGCAUCUGAAUGUUCAACAACUGGAAGACAUGUACAAUAAAAUGGCAAAAGCUCAGUCACAGCCCAACCUCAACAUGAAGGAGUCAAGUCAACCGAGCAAGCAAAAAGAAGAAUUAGAGAUGGAAGCCAUGCCUGGCCCUAUGGUCCCUUUGCUGACCACUCGUGCAGAUGGAAUAAUUGACAUGAGGAGCAUGUCAAGCAUUGACAGUUAUAUAAGCUGUGCUACAGAUUUUCCUGACUCUGGGAGAUAUUCCCAUAGCCCAUUAACAACAUUGCCUAGCAAAGCUGGGAAGAAUCCACUUCAGGACCCAUACAGACCAGAGGGAAGUGGGGCAAAAUUUAUGGAGAUAAAACCAAAUCUAGAAAGUGGCCAUUGCUCUACCUUUUUCAUAGAAAGCCCCAGAAGUUCCAUAAAAGUUACCAAUCCUCUCAAGCUACGAUCUCUGAAAGUUAACUUUAUGGAAGAGGAUGCCAUAGGAUCAGGAGCUUCAAAUGUCCUGAGAAUAUAUCCAGAUCCUCUCAAGAACAGGGGAGUCACAGGUGCUGCUACAGAUAGUUCAGGACAUUCUGAUAGAUCCUUAAUGAGCCCAGAAACCUCUGUCUACACUACAGCAAGUGCUAGAACUCCCAUAAGGUCACCUGAGAAGCAGGCAGCAGUAGUUUUUAACUUCCAUGAUGCUGGGAUACAUAAAUAUAUUGAUGCUGACACUGAUGAUGAAGGUCAAUUGCUGUAUGACUCAAGCCCUCCAAAAUCCCGGCCAGGAAACACAAGCCCCAAAUACAGCAUUUCGCAUAGUGGCUAUUUAAGGCAAAGGGAUAAUGUUUAUAGAACAGAGAAGAACCACUUAGAGACUGCUGCUUUGCCCUCCUCGCCCAAGCGUGUAGGUCAAAAUUGUCUUUAUUCCAUGGAAAAUAUCACUGGAAGAACCCAUGGUAGCCAGGAAACUGUCAAAUUAGAAAAUCACAUUUCACCUGAGGUUCACAUAUUACCAGGUGGAGGAGGACAUGGUAACACACGUGAUCCAAAUAUUUGAUGUGUACCCCAGAACAUUUUGUUGAAAGUUGAAAAGGAAUGCCUUUACACUCGACACACAAAGAAGAGCUUCUGCAUGGCAUGAACCUUUGACUGAAACAAGCCACCUCUUUUGUAAAAGACAAGAGGAUGCCCUCAAGAUGGGUUUAGGGAACAGAACUCCUCGGGAUCCACCACAGAUUUGUUGUCCUUAACAGUUACAGUCAUCAACUAAAAUGAAAACCGUGCAUCUUGAUCAUAAUUUGAUCUCCUUUCAGUUUCCUUUGUUGAAAUCAGUUUGACCAAAUAUUCUAUUCACUCUCCCUUUUUGACAGACCUCUUUUAUGGCAAUGCCAAUAACUGAUUUGCAUUACCCUCUUAAAGGCCAAAGCAGUCACAGUCAAAUACUGGAACAAAUUGAGAGAAGGAAUACAUCAAUCAGAAACACAACACUUUUUGCUUAGGGGCAACUGUUCCCAACAUUCCCUUUUUCUUUGAUGGAUACGAGGUCUGAAGGUAAUAGGGUGGGCUUGGGUAAGCUUAUGGCUACAUUGCAAAAUCAGUGAAUUGAGAAAUAAACUUUUUAAAUUCUCUGUGUGUGCUUUAUAUUUCAAGAUUCAUUGAGACCUCAAGGUUUAUUUUUAAAAUGUCAGCAAGGCGAGUUGCACCAUUUGUAUCCUAAAUCUAAAACACCCCUUCAAAAUUCUGUUUAAAAAUUGCAUGUUCUAUUCUGCUAGAAGGAACACCAAAACUGAGACCAGGAAAGCAGUUUUUAAAUAGGAAUUAGGAAGGCACUUAAAAAUAGUAGGGGGUGUGAAUGAGGUAUUCUGAUGAUCUUAUAAGUGACACAGGGCUCUGUUGGUAUUCCUGGAAAUGGAUUUGUUGUUGAUGUUAGCUGCAUCAAGUCAACUUCAAUUUAUGGUGACCCUGUGAAUGAGAGACCUCCAAGUCACCCUAUCAUGUACAACCUGAAUUUCAUCCCUUUGUGUGUUGGGAGAAGGUAUCCUUACUACCCAAAACCAACAAAUGGAAAGUGCAGCAUUUGGAAAGUCAUGCUAGCUUUGUGAACAAAUCUACUGGCAAAGAGAUUAAAUAAAAUAAAUAGUACAAAAAGGUAUUCAGAUUCUGUGCCCUGGAUUAUUUGCACACACUUUCAGGGUUUACACCCAACCUGUUUGCCAUGGUAAACAAAUAUUUCUAGCACAUUUUGCACUUAAAUAGUGUUGAAUAAAAAGAUAUGCAAGUUUUAAGUACAGAAAUAUGCAAAAUAAUAAUAAAAAUAAAAAUUGAUCCUAAGCAAUGGACCCGGGGCCUGAUCCUCCUUUCAUUUGAACUGAUAUAAAUCAGAACAAAUUGUGUUGGGUUUUCAUAAUGGGAAGAGAAUCAAGGCCAAGACCUUAGUAAGCUUCAACAAUUUCUUUUUAUCCUUACCAUUUUAAGCAAAAACAUAAACAGCAGCACCAGCUUAGACUUAUAACUUAUACUGUUAUAUCAAAUCUAGUAUCAUUAAAUUGUAUUGUUAUUAAAAGCACUUUGUGUUGAUUUUAUGAUUGCUUUGGACAAAGGUGGAGCAGAGCGAACCAGAUCGAAUGUAUAUUUAGCAAAAUCUAGCACUUUAAAACAAGCACUAUCUUGAUUUGUGCCUCAUCACAUCUGUGAUUUCUUACCUAGCUGGUAACAAACUGUGUGAUAACUGUGAUGCUAACACUUGAUAUUGUGCUCAUUGUUACUGUAAUAUAUAUGUCAUUGAGUUUGACUUCUCUUUCAGAAUACACUACACUCUCACUAUGCAGUGUGAGAGGUAGACUGUAUAAGCAGAUGCCUAAGGUCACUGACAUUCAAAAAGGACAAUGGAGGAAAAUCAUAUAUUUAAAAAGGCAUGAUCUGAAGCUCAGAGCAACCUGGCUAAAGAUAAAGCAGUUGUUAUUUUCUUGUUUUGGCCUACAGUAGCGGCUUUGAUCCAUUCCUCUUAGAAAAAACCUAAAUAGGUGUUUUUACAGUGGUGACAGAGUAAAUAGUAAAAGCUACAAGUGUAGCUCUUUGAAAGAAAGAAAAACCUGGACAGAGUGACCGGUAUCCUGACAGAGACACAUGCAAGCUAAGUCCACCUUACAUCUACAUACUUCUUUUUUUGGCCAUUGCAGUGGUUAAUAUAUUUUGCCACAAUCUGCAAUGACCAACUUUCUCCACCAACUCAAUGUUUUGCUGAUGGAGAGUGUAGGAAAUGGGGAAUCUAUCCAUCUAUGUCCUGUAUCAAAGAUAGAUCAAUGACAUCAUCCAUCAAGAAGCUGUUGGAUCUUGGUGGAAGAUGCCAUCAGUUUGAAAUUGGCUAUGGGGUAUAGCCAUAUAAUAUCCCAUUAUUAGCUCCAGUUAGACUUGACCCACUGAACCAAGGAGAAGUUGUAAACUGAUACCUAUUCAUUCUAUAAGUCUGUUCUAGUUGUGGAGACUAACAAUUGGGUUUAAAGAAGUGACAAUAGUGAUAUUUGGCUUUUUGUCCAAUAUUUGAGAUCAACCCUUUUAACUAUGGAUAUCAUUAACUGGAGCACAUUGCAUCUACUAUAAUGUGUAAUGUGCAACAUGUCUUGGCAUAUAAUUUUUAAGUGAAACUCUGAAAUCCACUGCAUCCCUGAAAACAACUAUCCACCUUCUAGAGAUCACCAUUUUGUCCACUAGUUACCUUUCUGGUGUCAAAAUAGCUAUUUGGUUGUUCCAGAAUGUCAUUCUUGUCAGUUCAAACUGUACUGUACUUCCAUCUGUAAUGCAUGCAGCAUGAAUAGACAAAAAGCAAUAAGCAACAUUUAUCAUAUAAAUUGCUAUGUUUAAUUUUGUUAAGUUAGUCCUUUCCACAAGACUGUAUGGAGGUACAUAUUUUACACAUUUGCUCCUUUGAUCUGGUACUAUUGGGAUGUUUCCUCAAAGGUCUGCUACCAACAUUACCAUAUCCAUUCACAUGAACAUAGAGUCCAGCAUAUCUAGUUGUGAAUAAAACCAAAUUAUCAGCAGCUUAGUCCAGUAAGGGUAGUGUGGUCUCAUUUCAUGCUAAGAGUUGCACGAUUUAACCAAAAUGAUACCUCUCUUUACAGAGACAGCAACUGAGUAUUGAACUUCAAAAGGCCCAACUGUUGAAAAGUAUUACUUUAAAAAUCUGUCUAAGGCCAGUCCCACAAUAAUUAAUAUAUGUGUACUUUAGAGGAGCUGAGUUAAGUUGUAACCAUCAAAUAAUUAUUAGGAAAUGAGUUUAAGGUCAGCAGUAAAGCACAUGUUUCAUAUGCAAAAGGUUAUAUAUAAAUUCAGUUCUUGGAAUCUCCAUAGUAAAGCUGGAAAACUGUGCUUGAAAUCUUGGAAUGCUUCUGCCAAACAGUGUCAAGAAUAGUGGCACAAAUAAACCAGUGUGAUCUGUCUCAGUCCUGGCAAGCUUCCUAUGUUCCUGUAGUGGCACAAAUUUUGGCCUAAAAUCCAGUUUUUAGUCCCAGUGAGUUAUAUGCCCCAUUGACUCAAUGGUUCUCCA